UCUUUGUUUUUUCCCAUCAAAUUCCGACAUAUGCUGCUCUCUCCUCUCCCAUUCAAAACAAACAAAUCUACGCCUACUCUCCUCUCGUCUCUGCGUUCCUCUCUCUCUCUCUCUCUCUCUCUCUCUCUCUCUCUCUCUCCAGAAAAUACGAAAUCAAAUCCCUCACCACCAUGCCCAACUCCGAUGGCCCCUUAUCAUCGCCGGACCGCCGUGGUUUCCGUACUCUUCUCCGUCUUCGGAACCCACCCACCCCCUCCGCAGAUCAAAACCCUCUGCUGAUAUCUUCCUCCCCUCGGCUUCCCAACAAGAAGAAGGCAUUUGCAUCUGCAGCCUUACGCAGCCUAAGCUGCUCCUCCUCCGCAGCGUCUCAGGCCUACGCGCCAUCCUCUGCCGCUGCUGCUGUUCGGUCGUCGGCGGAUUGGGAUGGCAAGGGCUCUCGGCGGAGGAGAACUAACAAGAAGAAGAAGGAUAGGUCUUCAGCCGCUGCCGAUGUGUGGUGUACCCCAGGGAUCUCAUUCGCGGGAGAUGAUUCUGUGGACUGCGUGGUCUCGCAGAGCGAGAUGGUGGGGAGAGGGGGCAGGGUUGAGGUGGAGAGGGCUCUAAGAGAGCGGACUUAUUAUGGGAGAAGAGUUGGAAACCGAGAAGCAAUUUCUUCCACAGCAGAUUCUAAAUCGUCUCCUCGGGCUUUGCUCUUUGAAGCCGAUCUUACACCAUCUGAGCACUUCCUUCGCAUGCGAGAGUAUUAUCACCAACCUCCUGUUGAACUUGAAGAGGUGGCAAUCCCACAUCCAUCUAUCAUGUUGUUGCACCAUAGACUCUUACUGCAAGGAGGGGAUGCUUAUGAUCUAUAUAAAGAUUGGCGGCUUGAUGUUGACGAUAUGACAUAUGAGGAAUUGCUUGAACUUGGUGAUAAGAUUGGGCAUGUCAGCACUGGCUUGAGAGAAGAAGAAAUUGAAUGCAACAUCAGAAAAGCGAAGCUCUCGAUAUUUGAUAAGCUUUUAUCCACUGAGAUGGAAAGAAAGUGCAGCAUCUGCCAGGAGGAAUAUGAAACGGACGAUGAAGUGGGAAAGCUGGGUUGUGGCCACAGCUACCAUAUAUAUUGCAUUAGAAAGUGGCUUCUACAGAAGAAUGCAUGCCCAGUCUGCAAGACUGCUGUCAGUAAAAUCUAAUUAUGCUUACAAAUCUAUUGUUCUUUUUAGAAUUGGUUGUGCACUGCUCAUAAUUUAUUCUGCUCCAUGUAUAGCUACUGUCUUUAAAGCUAAGCAUUGAAUCCAUUCUUUUGAUAGGUUGUGUUUUUCCAGUGUUUAAUUUAGUGUCUGUUAGAUUUGGAUUUCAGUAUUUUGAUAGAAAUUGAAAUUUGAGAGAGGAUGUUGCAUAAUUUGCAUGGAAAAUAAGAUGUGAACCUAGUUAUGGAAGUA
Dendrobium catenatum is the source of this 1418-nucleotide messenger RNA. RefSeq lists its product as uncharacterized. Gene Ontology annotation, molecular function: ubiquitin protein ligase activity. The transcript is spliced from 5 exons. Lineage: Eukaryota; Viridiplantae; Streptophyta; Magnoliopsida; Asparagales; Orchidaceae. The record is from RefSeq and is a predicted model, not a curated record. The coding region runs from base 171 to 1169 and encodes 332 amino acids.